Molecule: messenger RNA, 564 nt
Organism: Talaromyces marneffei
Lineage: Eukaryota; Fungi; Ascomycota; Eurotiomycetes; Eurotiales; Trichocomaceae
Exons: 1
Coding region: 1-564 (187 amino acids)
Biological process (GO): protein complex oligomerization; response to salt stress; response to heat
Source: RefSeq, a predicted model, not a curated record
AUGUCUCUCUUCCACCGCAGUGGCGACUUUGCUCCCCUCUUCCGUCUCCUCGACGACUAUGACCUCCACCGCUCCGGACGCGACGGUCAGACUCCUGCCUCCAGUAGCAUCUCAAGCUUCGCGCCACGCUUCGACGUCCGCGAGUCCAAGGAUGCUUACCAUCUGGACGGCGAACUCCCCGGCAUUGCUCAAAAGGACGUUGAAAUCGAAUUCUCCGACCCGCAGACAUUGACCAUCAAGGGUCGCUCGGUUCGGGAAUACCACACCCUUCCCGAGAACGAGAACCCUCAUGCUCCUAAGCCCGCUUCUGUCGAAGACGCACCCGAGUCCAGUGACGAGACAGCCGUCCAAAAGUCUUCCGACAAAAAAGAGGUCUCGAAGGCUCAGGGUAACGGCUACAAGUACUGGGUCAGCGAGCGCUCAGUCGGCGAGUUCCAUCGCUCAUUCAACUUCCCUAGCCGCGUUGAUCACAAUGGCGUCAAGGCUAGUUUGAAGAAUGGUGUUCUUACGGUGACGGUGCCCAAGGCUGCCCCUCCUACUAGUCGCAAGAUCACAAUUGAGUAA